CCGGGUGGGCAGUUUUCCCAGAGCAAGGAGCAAGGCAGUACUGAGUUGGCGCCAACUUACUCAGAUGUGGACACUGCUGUCUGGAUGGCCAGCCUGCCCCAGUUAGCCUGAGCCUAAGGGCUCGCUCAGGCACUGUGCUCCUGCUGUGAGGCUGCGGCCCUGUAUCUCAGGGGAGUGGCAUGUCACAAAGGGAAGGCCGAGGGCCACCAGUGAUGCCAAGAGUGGAACAUGGCCGGGCGAAGGCCAAAACGCGGCUGCUGCCAGGCACUGAUAGGAAGAGGCGCCACCUCAGCAGGACCAGGCAGUGGGAAGAGACCAGCUGGAGCGACCAAAGGUGGAGCCGAGCUGUCCCUAGCCCUGGAGGGGCCAGGGCUGGGGGCCCAGCUUGUGGCAGGAGUGACGCCAGUCCGGAGAACGCAGCCCGGGAGCGCAGCCGGGUGAGGACCCUGCGCCAGGCCUUCCUGGCCCUGCAAGCCACUCUGCCUGCCGUGCCUCCUGACACCAAGCUCUCUAAGCUGGACGUGCUGGUGCUGGCCACCAGCUACAUAGCCCACCUCACCCGUGCACUUGGCCACGAGUUGCCCAGCCCUGCCUGGCCACCCUUCCUGCGUGGGCUCCGUUACCUGCACCCUCUCAAGAAGUGGCCCAUGCGAUCUCGUCUCUAUGCUGGAGGCCUGGGAUGCUCUGGCCUUGAUUCCACCAUCGCCUCCAGCCAAAAAACCAAAGAAGCAGAGGUGGGGCCCCAAGUCUCUGGAGGGGCAGAUGUUCUCUUGCUCACCAAGCCACACUCGCCAGCUCUUGGUGACAAAUGACCGUCACACCCAUCCCAUUCUCCUGUGAUUUGACUCUCAGUUAGGGACCUGGAUUUGGUACCAGCCCCUACCCAUCUUCCCUCUGAUUCUCAGCCAGUGGAUUUGACUGAGGCUCAGCUUCCAAGUCCCAGCAGGCAGACCAAGACAGGCAGCAGGUAUUUCAGUGGUGAAGAGCUCCAGGGAGCACAGCAUGGAGAACCACACCCUUGGCCCUGAGAGGGGACCUCCCAGUGACUCUUCUGUGACGGCCACAGGCAAGUGGGAAAGGAAAGGGUUAGACUGCGUUUGAGUUCAAGUUACGGUGCCUCCCUUCCCUUGUCUCCCCUAAGGCUCCCACAAGCUCUCUGCACAUAAAUGGAGACAUAAAUGGCUGUGCAGGUGCAGAGGAAGGGGCCAGGAUGGCGGCAGCCCCAGGUGCUGAUGGGAAAGCUCUAAGGGGCACCCAGGCUCGUGGUAGGUGUGUGAACAGGUCUGGGGCAGAGUUCUGCAGCCAGAGAGGAAACUGAAGAGGGCGACAUGCACCAGGUUCCAGGGCACCAUGAAUGCUUCCCUGACAGGUGAGAGGCCUCGAGGAAUGAAGGAUCAUUGUCUUCACAUACAGACACUCCAGGUGCUCCUCAUACUGCGUUUUUCCCUCUCUGGUCCUUGUACAUUUUCCCUGUUUUUGUUGACAUGAGUUAUAGCUAUGGGUGAAACCAUAAAGCUCACAUUGCUUACAUUUCAGUCUCCAGAGAAACUUAGAUAGGCCCAGCUGUCUCCUCUGAAGAGAUCUCGUCCCGGAAGCUGCUCACGGCAUCCAUGUAAGGCCUCACCUGUGAAGGAUAUUGAUGAUCUAGUCAAUGACACCCCGAAGUAACCUUGAAAGAAGAACAUGUGUCUUUUUUCAAUGGAUGGUACAGCCUUCUCUUUCCAGUAUGUUAGAAACCUAACCUCAAGGUCUGGGUUCAGUGAGCGCCCAGCCCAGUGCCAGGACUGCUUCACGCUCUGUUGGCUCUAGAGUUACCUCUACAGUCAUGCUGGAAAUUGGGUCCCAAAACCAGGCUCUCCCCAAGCUUCUGCCAAGAGGUGCCAGAAAUGUGACUGAUACAGCUGUAAUGGAAUUUGUCCCCCACCCUGAAAAAAUAAUUGAGGACUAAUUAAUCACAAAGUCUACACACAUUGAGGUGAGCUUUUCAGGCUGGGUAUCAUUUCAAAGCUGCUACCCAAAGCCCAGGCAGGGAGAGGAUCACCGUUUUUGUUAAAUUUUGACAUCCAAGACAGCAGAGUCCCAACAGGGUUCUCGUUAGGCACAAGCUGUCAUUGUCAUCGUGAGGGCAAAGGCGGACUGGGGUCUGUUCCUCCACAGGGCCGGCCAGGGCAGCAGGGGUGACUCAGCAAGCUGGGGUGGAGAUAGGAAAAGACACAGAACGUCCCAGCCCGAACUGCACGGGAUGUGGGAGAGCAGCUGGCCGUGGCUGGGAGCCACGGGAGAAGACCCGAGCCAAGGCUGAACUCGUAAAUCUGCUGAGGGACCCUGCAGGGCUUGUGCAGAGCUGCUCCUGGGCAGCUGGAAGGGGCCAGGCAGGGGCAGAGCUCAGGUGUGGGAGGGCAUGAGCAGCGCUCUUCACCAGACCAUAAAAGUCCAGCUUGAGCGUUCUAUUUUUAAAGCCAAGUAGGAGCAUCUUCCUGGGGAGUUGGAGGAUGGGAACAAGAGGGCAGAUGAGUGCCUCCCAAUGGGUGGCACGCGCUUUCUUUCUGAGCAGGAAGAGUCCAGCUUUGCUUGUGUUGCUGGUCGCUCCCUGAUAAUCUGGUGCACCGAGUAGACUUUGUUUGGAGUUUAUCCUGCCCCACCCUGCUCAGAACCAAGCCUCUGCCUCACCCCAUCCAGCCCCUAGGAGUGACAGAAUCACUCUAGUGAAGACUAGGAAGCCAAAGGAAGAUGAAGCCCGUGGAGGCUGAGGACGGCAGGUCCCCCCAGGAUAUGUCUCUUAGGCUGCCUCGGGCUCUUCCCAGCAGAGUUGUGCCUGUGCCCUGAAAAAUCCUGAGUGACCCAAGGACCAGAUACCCAAGAUGGAGAGCUCAGGCCAGAGAGCCAAAGGGCUGACAGAGGGAAGGGAGGCACAAAAGAAGGUUCAGGGGGUGACUGGAUGCACCCAAAGCGGAACCUGGCCCUGGUCUCCAUGGUAAAGCACAAUGCUGUCCUUGAGAAAUGACAGCUUGGCACCUGGGGUGUGUAACCCACCAAGCCUGGAGAAAUGCCUUUUGUCUCUGCAGCAAAGAAGAAAAUCACUCACUCACCAGGAUGCUUCUAGUCUCACCUGUAACCGAGCAUGGGGUGGAGCAGCUAGGGGUGCAGAGGUGACCCCCAGCUGGGUCUAGCUGGGGCAGCUGGGGCAGCUUCAGCUCCCCAGUAACAAAGGUGUGGCAGGAAGGGGGUCUGCCUCGGGAGUCGGAGGCCCGGCUGCUGCCUUGGGUAUGGUCUAGUUGGCUUUCUGGCACUGCCUGUCAUGGGACUCUGGGGGGCAGAGGCCGGUGGUGAGGAGGUCAGCCCUGAGCAGCCUGAGAGCAGGGUGGAGGCUUGGUGGGCCACAGAGGGGCAGAGCAGGCCAAGGGAUAUAAAUAAGGAUUGUGGUGGCCGCUGUGGUGUUUACCACCCAAGAACAAGAGUAGUUAGAAAUAGAUCAGGCAGUUUCUUCCCUCUCUGUCUAGGAGGAGCCUGGUUAAAGUAAAUUAGACAGCAGGCCUCUUUUUUUGGCACCGCCUUGCAGGCUUAUUCUACUCAGUAGGCCCAAAUCCAGCUCCCCACCCAUCACUGUAAAUAAAGUUUUAUUGAAACACA
Messenger RNA from Cavia porcellus (domestic guinea pig), 3630 nucleotides. It is a transcript of the gene Tcf23, whose product is annotated as transcription factor 23. Bases 180 to 812 code for a protein of 210 amino acids. Gene Ontology annotation, biological process: developmental process; regulation of transcription by RNA polymerase II. The transcript is spliced from 3 exons. Gene Ontology annotation, molecular function: RNA polymerase II transcription regulatory region sequence-specific DNA binding; DNA-binding transcription factor activity, RNA polymerase II-specific; protein dimerization activity. The record is from RefSeq and is a predicted model, not a curated record. NCBI's taxonomy places the organism in Eukaryota, Metazoa, Chordata, Mammalia, Rodentia, Caviidae.